Molecule: messenger RNA, 4481 nt
Organism: Tachyglossus aculeatus (Australian echidna)
Lineage: Eukaryota; Metazoa; Chordata; Mammalia; Monotremata; Tachyglossidae
Gene: PPP6R3
Product: protein phosphatase 6 regulatory subunit 3
Cellular component (GO): cytosol; nucleus
Molecular function (GO): protein phosphatase regulator activity; protein phosphatase binding
Source: RefSeq, a predicted model, not a curated record
GUCUUGUCCAUCCCGGGGUGCCGCCUGCCUCUGCCCAUGCAGUGAACCAAGAACCGCUGUCGCUCCUGCCCCCGCCGCCGGACCCUGGAAUGGGCACGGAGCCCCGCGGCCGGCCGGCUGUUUCCUCAUAGUUUUCAGCUUCGGGAGGAGGACCGGCCCAGCAUGUUUUGGAAAUUUGAUCUCCACUCGUCAUCGCACAUCGACACGCUCCUGGAGCGGGACGAUGUGACCCUGAAGGCCCUCUUGGACGAGGAAGACGUCCUGCAGGAGUGCAAGGCCCAGAACCGCAAGCUCCUGGACUUCCUGUUGAAGGCCGAAUGUCUCCAGGACCUGGUCUCCUUCAUCGUCGAGGAGCCCCCGCUCAGCCUGGACGAGAAGAUCCGAUACAAGUACCCCAACAUCUCCUGUGAGCUGCUGACGUCGGACGUGUCUCAGGUGAACGACCGCCUCGGGGAGGACGAGGCCCUGCUGGUGAAGCUGUACAGCUUCCUCCUGAACGAGCCCCCCCUGAACCCUUUGCUCGCCAGCUUCUUCAGCAAGGUCCUGAGCGUCCUCAUCAGCCGCAAGCCCGAGCAGAUCGUGGAGUUCCUGAAGAAGAAGCAGGAUUUCGUCGACCUCCUCAUAAAGCACAUCGGGACCUCAGCCAUCAUGGACCUGCUGCUCCGCCUGCUCACCUGCAUCGAACCCCCCCAGCCCCGCCAGGACGUUCUCAACUGGCUAAAUGAGGAGAGGAUCAUCCAGAGGCUGGUGGAAAUAGUUCACCCGUCGCAGGAGGAGGACCGGCACUCAAACGCCUCUCAGUCCCUCUGUGAGAUUAUCCGCCUGAGCCGGGAUCAGAUGCUACAGGUGCAGAACAGCACGGACCCAGACCCCCUUCUGGCUACGCUGGAGAGGCAGGAGAUCAUCGAGCAACUCCUUUCCAACGUGUUCCAUCCAGAGAAGAACGAGUCCGCCAUCGUCAGUGCCAUCCAGAUCCUGCUGACUCUGCUGGAGACCAGGCGGCCCGCGUUUGAAGGGCACAUAGAGGCCUGCCCGCCCGGCGUGGGCCACUCCGCCAGCUCCGUCAGCAAGAGCGUGCUGGAAGCCAUCACCGCCCGGCUGAACUCUUUCCACGAGCUCCUGCUUGAGCCCCCCAAGAAAGGUGCUAUGCGGACGACGUGGGGUGUGCUGGACCCCCCUGUGGGCAACACGCGGCUGAACGUCAUCCGGCUCAUCUCCAGCCUUCUGCAGACCAACUCUGGUGGCGUCAACCUGGAGCUCAUUGAGCUGAACAGCAUCGGCGUCAUCCUGGACCUGUUCUUCAGGUACACGUGGAACAACUUCCUGCACGCGCAGGUGGAGAUCUGUAUCGCUCUGAUUCUCGCCAGCCCGGAAGACAGCAGCGCCAGCACCCCUACCACUACCCCAGCCACCCAGGACGCCCCCGGGCACCACCACCUCCUGCUCAAACACCUUUUCCUGAAAUGUCACUUGGUGGAGCGGAUCCUGGAGGCCUGGGAGCUGAAUGAGAAGAAACAGGCGGACGGGGGGCGGCGGCACGGCUACAUGGGCCACCUGACCCGGAUUGCAAACUGCAUCGUGCACGGCAGCGAGAAGGGGCCCCACAGCGCUGCACUGCAGCGACUCCUCAAGGACCUUCCGGACCAGGUCAGGGAACGGUGGGAGACCUUCUGCUCCAGCUCCCUGGGGGAGACCAACAAGAGGAACACGGUCGAUCUGGUCACCACGUGUCACAUUCACUCGUCCAGCGAUGAUGAGAUCGACUUCAAAGAGAGCGGCUUCUCCCAGGACUCGUCCCUGCAGCAGGCCUUUUCUGAUUAUCAGAUGCAACAAAUGACGUCCAACUUUAUUGACCAGUUUGGCUUCAAUGACGAGAAGUUUGCGGAUCAGGACGACAUCGGCAAUGUUUCGUUCGAUCGGGUGUCAGACAUCAACUUCACCCUCAAUGCGAAUGAGACGGGCAACAUGGCGCUAUUCGAGGCCUGCUGCAAGGAGAGGAUCCAGCAGUUCGAUGAUGGCGGCUCUGACGAGGACGACAUCUGGGAGGAGAAGCACGUCGCCUUUGCACCCGAGGCCCAGCGGCGCUCCAGCUCCGGCAGCACGGACAGCGAGGAGAGCACCGACUCAGAGGAGGAGGAGGACGGAGCUCAGCAGGACCUGUUUGAGUCAGGCAGUGCCGGGGCAGAGGACAAAAUGGAGGUGGACCUGAGUGAGGCACCGGCCUGGUCGGCCACCUUCGAUGUUCCCAUGGAGACGGGGCACGGGGCCGGGCUGGAUGCCGUGGGGUCCGGCGUGUGGAGCACAGAGGAGCCCCUGCCCGCCAAGGAGACGGGAUGGGCGUCUUUCUCGGACUUUCAGCCCGCUGGGAGCCCCAAGGAGGCCCCCCGGAGUGCCUCGCCGGUGGACAUGGAGACCAGCACGGAGCCCCCCAGCUCCGGCCCUGCCACCCAGCCCGCCCUGCCGGAUGGCCCCGGGAGCAGCGUGGCCAUGGAGGCCAGCGAGGGCGGGGCCGAGAAGGUGACGGAGACGGUGAUGAACGGCAGCAUGAAGGAGACCCUCAGCCUCACUGUGGACGCCAAGACAGAGACGGCGGUCUUCAAGAGAGUGCUGGAAUCCUUCCGUGAGGACGGGAAGGUGUCCAGCCCUCAGGAUGCUGCCUGCUGCAACUGCCCCGUGGAGGAGAGCCCGGGGGCCACAGAGGGAACCCUGGCCAGCCCCCCACCCGCCGCCAGCGGCCCAGAGCAGAGGGUCGACCCGCAGGCCCUCGUGGGAGCCGCGCCCGCCGACCGGCCCGUAUGACGGGCGACCCUCGGCCCGGGGCUGAAGAGGAGGCGCCGGACCCGCCCCGCCGCCCGCGCGGCCGGGGGUCUCGGGUUGGGGGCGAGCCGGUCCCGCUGGGGCCGGGGCCGGCGGAGGCGGAGGCCGGUCUCUGCUGCACGGACUCUCUGAGCGACCGGGACCAUCAGCUCCCCUUUCUAGUCUAGAUUUCCACACGUUGUACAGAGAAGCCCGGAUGUGGAAAAUAUUGCACAUUGACAAAUACCAAGCAUUUUGGCGUAUGUUUAUAGUGUAUCGUUCUAAAUUAUGGCGGGGACGGGGAGGGCGGGGGGGAGAGGGGCCGCCGCCAGCCCGGCCGCCCGCUGCCGCCGCCCCCGGCCCGGCCUGCUAGCGGCUAAUGGAGAGCUGGUGACGCCAGGAGGAGGAGGAGGAGUUGCCCGGUCAGUGUUGCCCCCCCCGGGCAUCGGGCACCGGGCCCCGCGUCCGCUGGCGACGUCUUCGUCCGCAUCUCACCUCGUUCCAAGUUCAGAGCUUGCGUUUCUUCCAGGCUUCCCGGGCGGAGCGUGAGGCCCGAGGAGCCCUCGAGCGGCCCCGUGGCCCGUCAUAGCUGCCGCGGGGGACUUUGAACAGGACAUUCUGGUGUUCUUUUUAUAGCCGGUUUUUAAUUGGUCACCGUUUCCUGUAUUGUUUGAAUGGGAUCAGAAAUGUAAGUCUAUCGGUAGAGAUUUUAAGUAUUUAUUGCGCCAGCGUGGUUGGUCGAGACGGGUGUCGUUCUCCUCCCCCCACCCCACCCCCAGCCCGCCUUGCCCCCCAGUCUGCUGCACCCUGGCCGUUGGGCCCGCCGUCGCCCCCUCCCCCACUCGAGGUGGGGCCCAAGGGAGGCGGGGACGGGCAGACCCCCGGCGGACUGUGGCGUUGGCAUGAGUCCCCAACCUAGGAGGGGGUUUUCUUGCUCGGACUUCAGAGUCGGAACCUUUUCCAGGCCAGCCUAGGCCCACAGUGGUUCCGGAAGCCAAGUCCGUGAACGAGAACCUCUCUCCCGCCCCCAACUUCCCGGGCCCCGCGGCAGCCCGGUCCUGCCCCCUUGCCGCCGGCCAGCAGUAGCCCGGGCCCCACCCUCGGGCAGGCGGGUGCCCGUGGCCCUCACCGAGCAGCCAGUAUUGAGAUGCCCAGUGACCGGUCCUCAUCUCCCGGGGACGCCAAGAACGAGUGGCAUCACGGUGGCGGUGGCAGGUUCUCCCCUCCCUUUGUGCCUGACCCUGCCCCUCGCCACCCUAUCCCGCCUUCCUUCCCUGGACCCCACCAGGGCUCGCUCCUGCCACCCACCAUCCCCGCCUUCAUCCCAGAGAGGCAGCAGCAGCGACCACCGGAGAAACUGGGACUGGCUCAGCCGCUGUCCGGCAGAGCCGAGGUCGGGGCCUCGCCUGCCCCAGGGGCCAGCCCCCGCCCUCCAACAGAGCGUCUAUUUUUACCUAUCGAAAGAGUAUUUUUAAUGUGCCCCUCGGGGGGCCAGGCAGCGCCCCACCUCGACCUCAGACCCCCCUGCGGCCUGGGGUGGGCCGGGGCGGCGGACUCGGACCCCCAGGCUCCGUGUUUCACUGUCUCCCUGUACAUCCUUGUAUGUUUCCUGCACUGGGGAUAAUCGUGGAGCCCAAGACCUAGACAAACUUGUAUCCAACAGAAAUAAAGCCACCUUGCUCUGA